Molecule: messenger RNA, 705 nt
Organism: Saccostrea cuccullata (small rock oyster)
Lineage: Eukaryota; Metazoa; Mollusca; Bivalvia; Ostreida; Ostreidae
Exons: 5
Coding region: 55-690 (211 amino acids)
Source: RefSeq, a predicted model, not a curated record
AAUAUCGUUUUUUAAUUUCUACCCAUCAAAGAUAAAUGUGCUACUGAGGUUUGCAUGGACAAUAAAAUUGAUAUUAAUAAAGAACUGAGGGAAAGAAUAAAUUUUACAAAUGGACCCGAUGGAUUGCGCGUUCGCUUCAAACCCGGCCUCUUUAGCUUUGGGUGCAGCUACCUUGACAUGUACAAGGCUUGUGUACCUACUGGGUUGGAUCCAUGUAUUCCCAUAGAGUACCGACAGAGAGCGAAGGAAUUUUUUGAAGCUUACGAUGACAUUGCAUGUACCAAAGACGAUAGACUGGACAAAUUGAUUGACUGUAUGAACAUGGACAAAGUCCAGAAAUUGUUUUUUGAAGACUUGCUGUUUAAUGGUUUUUCCCUUCUAUCUAGAAUGAAAACGAAUGAUUCUGAUGUAUGCAGUGAAAUGAAGUCAAAAAUCAGUGCCACUGUGACGAAGCUCUCGGCCUAUUGCGACCAUGAUGGUCUGCGAGCUCUUUUGCAGUACAUUAACGAGUUGGCAGAAGAGCUACAGGACGUAUUCCAAAUGAUUGCACGUGAAUCGGGAUAUGGAGAUAUUUGCUAUGACGAGUUUAUGGAAGUGACGUCAUCAUCCCAGAGUUCCAUCACCAGACGAGCUUCAGUUAUGGAGAGCCGGCUUCCCCGGAUCGUCCGAUCUCUGCUUGGAUUUUCAUAAAAAAACUUGCUCAAA